AUGCCCUCAUACCAACAAUGCCAACCCCAAGAGGGUUAUAGGUCCUACUUCGACUUUGUUCGAGACUUUAACAUUGACGCCGGCGAUGUUUCCCUGCAAGCUGUCUAUAUUGUCGAUACAGCAAAACGGUACGCCGCCGCAUACGGCGACACAGAGGAUGUUCUGAUGAGGGAGGCCGCCCAGAAGUACCGAAGCACCGAGCAUAGGGGCCGGGAAUUCAGGUUUUACGGAGCAAUCAUCAACCAGCUGAAGUACCCUCUGUCCGAGGAGAUCAUCAAGCACAUGGAGAGGAAAGAGAGGAGGAGACACCGCCGUUGA
Molecule: messenger RNA, 318 nt
Organism: Diaporthe amygdali
Lineage: Eukaryota; Fungi; Ascomycota; Sordariomycetes; Diaporthales; Diaporthaceae
Exons: 2
Coding region: 1-318 (105 amino acids)
Source: RefSeq, a predicted model, not a curated record